Messenger RNA from Callithrix jacchus (white-tufted-ear marmoset), 481 nucleotides. Lineage: Eukaryota; Metazoa; Chordata; Mammalia; Primates; Cebidae. The record is from RefSeq and is a predicted model, not a curated record.
AUGGCACCAAAAUUUGGGGGGGGGGCAGUAUUGUCUGCUGGGCAUGGUGGCUCAUGGGAGUGGGAAGCAUGGGCGACAGGGAAAGAAUAUGGCAAAGCUGAUGCGAGAUGGCUUUAUUUCGAUCCAACCAUUGUGUCUGUGGAAAUUCUGACUGUCGCCCUGGAUGGGUCUCUGGCGUUGUUCCUCGUUUAUGCCAUAGUCAAAGAAAAACAUUACCGGCAUUUCCUGCAGAUCACCCUGUGUGUGUGUGAGCUGUACAGCUGCUGGAUGACCUUCCUCCCAGAGUGGCUCACCGGGAGCCCCAACCUCAACACCAGCAACUGGCUCUACUGUUGGGUUUACCUGUCUUUUUUUAAUGGUGUGUGGGUUCUGAUCCCAGGACUGCUACUUUGGCAGUCAUGGGUAGAACUCAACAAAAUGCAUCAGAAAGAAACCAGUUCAGUGAAAAAGUUUCAGUGAAUUUUCAAAACCAUAAACACCA